Formica exsecta is the source of this 1912-nucleotide messenger RNA. RefSeq names its product RNA 3'-terminal phosphate cyclase (gene Rtca). Bases 415 to 1578 code for a protein of 387 amino acids. Gene Ontology annotation, cellular component: nucleus. Lineage: Eukaryota; Metazoa; Arthropoda; Insecta; Hymenoptera; Formicidae. Gene Ontology annotation, biological process: RNA processing. Gene Ontology annotation, molecular function: RNA-3'-phosphate cyclase activity. The transcript has 8 exons. The record is from RefSeq and is a predicted model, not a curated record.
GGUACUACAAUUUUGUGCUGUCAAAUGGCGCUGUCGUCGUCUUCUUGCAGCGGAGAUUCACGGAAAUUCGAAUUACACCUAAUUACACAUAUGAGAGAAAAUCUUUUUUUUCUUAUAAUUGAAAAGAAUAUAUAAGAGAUAAAUCUUGUGCGACGUAAAUAUUUCAUGACUGUAACUGUGAACGAAAACAAAAACUCUGACAGAUCUCCGUGGUUUCUUGGAAAGCCGUAUGUGGAAGGCCCGGCGAACUUUACGAUCGAGCAAAAUUCGUUCUAUAGUUAGAUGUAAAUAUCUCCCUGCCCUGCCUUCUCACGCGAAUAACCGCUUACACCAGUUUGUAUUCUUUUUCCACGGAACUCGCGCAAAGCGCCAAAAAUAAACGCGGAAUCGCCAGACUGCUUGAAUGUGGCUUGAAUGUUCAGGAAUUGUCGCGUCAUGUCGUCCCUUGUACAAAUAGACGGCAGCUUGGGCGAAGGAGGUGGACAAGUAUUAAGGAUUGCUCUCAGUUUGAGUACACUUUAUGGUAUUCCUAUUGAAAUUGAGAAUAUACGUGCUGGAAGACCUAAGCCUGGUCUCGCGGCACAACAUUUAAAAGGUGUGGAACUCGCCAAAGAGAUGUGUAAUGCCCAAGUUAGAGGCGGAUAUGUAGGAUCGACACAUUUAGAGUUUCGCCCUGGCCCAUUAAACACAAACAAGCGAGAGUUUGUAGCGGAUAUACACACCGCUGGAUGUAUUUGCUUAUUGGCCCAAGUAGCUUUACCAUGUGCGCUCUUCUUUCCAUGCAACGAUAUAAUCACACUUGUUCUCAAGGGUGGCACAAAUGUUCCCAUGGGUCCACACAUUGAAUAUCUGACAGAAGUGUUCAAGCCAUUGCUGAAUAAAUUUGGAGCGGAUUUUGAUUUCAUUGUUGUGAGAAGGGGGUAUUAUCCAAAGGGAGGAGGCGAAGUGCAUUUACGCAUAAAACCAAUUGGUAGCUUAAAUGCGAUUACUUUACUCGAUCCGGGAGUCCCGCGAGGAAUAACAGGAUGGUCUUACAUAGCUGGAGCGGUUAAUAUAAACGAAGCGCAUAAAAUGGCAAAUGACGCUAAGACGAUUUUAACAAAUAAAUUGGUAAGACGCAACAUUCGAGUACCACCAAUCACGAUCGAAGCUUACAGGGAAGACAGAGCAAUGGCUGUGGGAAACGGCUCUGGUAUCAAUAUAGUAUGCAACACUAGUACUGGAUGCGUUUUUGGCGGGUCUGGCUUAGGCUCUGGACGUCACGAGGCAUUGCCACCAGGUGAAACGGCGGCUAACGAGAUUUUGAAGCCGCUUUUAACAGGAGCAUGUGUCGAUGAACAUACGCAGGACCAGAUGAUAAUUCUAAUGGCACUGGCGAAAGGUAUUUCGAAGAUUAAAGUCGGAGACAAGAAGCUCACUUGUCAUACAGAGACCGCUAUGCAGGUCACAGAAAUGAUGUUAGGUAAACGCGGACUCUCUUUCAAUUUGUCGGAAAAUGCUGAAGGCGGAGAUACCUCGUCCUACGUUCUAGAGUGCCAGGGAUGUGGACUGAUUAAUGAGAAUAUAAUUAAACAAUGACCAUACGAUGCUUUAUAAUUCGUCACUGUGCAUGUUUCGACAUAAGUAUUAUGUCAAUCAUAAAAUUAAUUGGCUCUUUGCUGUUUCAGUAAGUAAAUCGUAACAUCGAUAUUAACGUCAUAUACUUUCAUAAACUUUCGAUAUUCUCUAAUAUUUCUAGAAUUUUACAAGAAGUUUAAAUAAUUAUUACAUUUUGUUAACAAUUAUUGUUACACAAUGUACUGCGACUUGUGUAUGCUAAAUCAUGAUUAUUUGUUCAAUGUAUUGAUCCUAAAAUUAAUGGACAUUAAGUAGAAAGUCUUGCAUCUCUCAACGAGUAAAUAUUGAUUCAUCA